GUGGGGACCGCCGGCGGAGCUCCCAGCACCUGACCAUGUGGGGUCAAAGAAGCCACUUGCCCGUCCUGUAGCAUCGACGCCGUUCCAGCAGGAACUGAGAGUCGGUGACACGCUUCGCUGGCGCGACCACGCGCGCGGGUGAAACUGGUGGCUCUGACAGGCUAAUCAAGGAGGAGGAGCCGAGCUGACGAUGAAGCUGCACGAGUGGCUGCUGCUGUUGCUGGCCUACGUGCUGUUCCUGCUGGUCGGCGCGGCGUCGUUCUACUUCCUGGAGAGAGAGCAGGAGAAGGACCAGGUGCAGCGCGUGCUUCAGCUCAGGAAGGACAUCCAGGAGGAGCUGAUAGAGGGGGAGAACCGAAGCACGAUGACCCGUCGGGCGGAGCUGCUCGACAGGAUAUCUGGAGAGUGCCGCGUGGACAUCACGAACACCAGCCGACCGCCGGCCACCGUCUGGACCGAGUACAACAGCUUCUUCUUCUGCUUCACCGUCGUCACCACCAUAGGUGAGGCAGUGUCAGUCGUGUCCUAG
Molecule: messenger RNA, 529 nt
Organism: Pollicipes pollicipes
Lineage: Eukaryota; Metazoa; Arthropoda; Thecostraca; Pollicipedomorpha; Pollicipedidae
Product: open rectifier potassium channel protein 1
Exons: 4
Coding region: 191-529 (112 amino acids)
Biological process (GO): stabilization of membrane potential; potassium ion transmembrane transport
Cellular component (GO): plasma membrane
Molecular function (GO): potassium ion leak channel activity; outward rectifier potassium channel activity
Source: RefSeq, a predicted model, not a curated record